AUGAUCAUCGAGAUCAUCAAUGAGUCCGAGUUUUCAUUCCAAAGGGACGGAGACUGGCUGAAAGCGGGCGAGUUCAAGUCGGACAAAGCCGCGCUGAUCCCCGCAAAGUCGCAAACCAAUGUGGAGAUAUCACCUUCUGCAGUGGAGGGCGUCUCUGGCGUCGCGUGGUGGGUAGAUGUGAAUGCCGGGCGGAGCGUGUACCUGUCCAUGGCGCUGACCAAGAUGCCUCGUCUCGGGAAGCCGACUUUUCUUUGCUUUGCAGGAUUGCCUCCGGCAAACCUCAAGACGCAGCUGUCAUCGGCUGCCAAACUGGAAUCGGGGGACGCCUUCACACCAGGCACUGGUUGUGAAUGGGUAGGGACUGACGAAGGUGUGCGAGUGAGGAUCCUACCAGAGCUAGAUGAGUUUGCGCCACCGACAGCUGCUGAUCUUUGCGUCAAGGAGAAGAAGAGGAGAACGCAGAAAAUCUGA
Molecule: messenger RNA, 471 nt
Organism: Effrenium voratum
Lineage: Eukaryota; Dinophyceae; Suessiales; Symbiodiniaceae
Source: the annotation of a GenBank genome assembly